GUUUGUGUGAUGGCAAUGGACGCCGCGGAGCCUGUUGUCCUUGACUGCAAAGGAGACCAAAGGUGCAACGCCAGGGCAGACGCCGACUAUCCCCUGCGAGUUCUCUACUGCGGAGUCUGCUCGUUGCCAACAGAGUAUUGUGAAUACAUGCCUGAUGUGGCAAAAUGCAGACAGUGGCUAGAGAAGAAUUUUCCCAAUGAGUUUGCAAAGCUUACUGUAGAAAACUGUCCUAAACAAGAAUCUGGAAUUGGAGAAGGCCAGGGAACAACAGGGGAAGAGGAAGAGAAGAAAAAGCAAAAGAGAGGUGGAAGAGGCCAGAUAAAACAGAAAAAGAAGACUGUUCCUCAAAAAGUUACGAUAGCGAAAAUUCCUCGGGCGAAAAAGAAAUAUGUCACGAGAGUGUGUGGUCUUGCGACUUUCGAAAUAGACCUUAAGGAAGCACAAAGGUUCUUUGCUCAGAAGUUUUCCUGCGGUGCCUCAGUAACGGGGGAGGAUGAAAUCAUCAUUCAGGGUGACUUUACAGAUGACAUCAUUGACGUCAUCCAGGAGAAGUGGACGGAGGUGGAUGACGAUAGCAUUGAAGAUCUAGGAGAGGUCAAGAAGUGAUUUUUUAAAAAAUCUGCCUUUUAAUAACCACCGAGUUCUAGUCAACGUAGCCAAAGCAAGGCUUCUAAGUGUGUUCACCCGACAGCAAAAACCGUUCCAGGGGUCCUUACUGUUGGCAAUGUCACUGUUCUGUAUCGGCUGCUUAUUUUCUGUUUGUGAUUUUUGCCAAAGUUUAAACCUGGGGAAGUGGGUCUAUCAUGCUUAACGCAUGACAUAGAAACUUAAAUAAAGAAGUUACUGUUCCUCACCA
This is a messenger RNA of Euleptes europaea (tarantolino), 856 nucleotides long. RefSeq names its product density regulated re-initiation and release factor (gene DENR). Gene Ontology annotation, molecular function: mRNA binding; translation initiation factor activity. Bases 10 to 606 code for a protein of 198 amino acids. The transcript has 7 exons. The record is from RefSeq and is a predicted model, not a curated record. Lineage: Eukaryota; Metazoa; Chordata; Lepidosauria; Squamata; Sphaerodactylidae. Gene Ontology annotation, biological process: formation of translation preinitiation complex; translation reinitiation.